AAUUUUUAAUUUUUACGAUUCUUUAAGAAAUUUUAAAAUUUCUCCAAUUUUCCAAAAAAAAUUUUCUUGUUUACAUGCAUGUCUUUUCCAUCCAUCUAAUUACUCUUUGUUGUUCUUUGUAGUUUUUCUUUUUAAAAAUAUUGUUUUCUCUAUUAAUUUAAUAUUCUUGAGCCUAUUUUUGGUUCAUUUCAGGAUGUUGUGUACACCUCCAUUCUUGAAUUUCACCUCAAAACUCAAUUUGUUUUUUCGCCUUUUUUAUUCGUUCAAAACAAAUGUUAUUUUGCUUUUUUCUGGUCCAAAAUCUCAUUAUUCAUUUGUUUUUUAAACUCGAACGAAAUUUUGAAUAAUUUUAUUGUUUUUUCGUUUUAAAGGCCUUUAUUUGGCAUAUAAUUUUUUUCAUAUUUUUAGUUUAUUUAAACUUUAUUUGUUUUAUUUUUAGAAAUGUUGGUAAAAUUAUUUGAUCGGAAAAGACGUUGUUUGGACAAUCAUUUAAAGCAAAAUGAUCAGAUAACUGCAGUUUCCGGCUUUGGAACAAUUAUUGUUGUUGGAACAUAUUCGGGGAUGUUGAUGAUCUUUAAUACAUGCACAGAGGGUUCAUCUUCUGAAUGGGAAUUGGAAGCAAAUAUUUGUUUAUCAGAAGAGAAGGAUCGAGGAGCACCAGUUACACAAAUUUGUUGUGCUUCUGCAAUAGGGCUUUUAAUUAUUGUUGUUGGGGAAAGAGUACUUAAUUUAAUAUUAGAAGAAGAAAUGAGGAUUGAAGAAUUAUUUAAAGCAAAAAGAAUAUCAUUAAAUACACAUCCAAUAAAUAAUUUAAAUCCUUUUUCUAUUCAAUUAGCUAUAAUUACAAACAACAAUCAAAUAUUAAUUGGAAGAAUUUCUUCAGGGCCCUAUUUCAAUUGUCCACAGAUUCUGCGAAAAGAAAUUAACAACAAAUUUUGGGAAUAUUGUUGAAAUUGUUUUUAAUGGAAAUUGUGUUUGUUAUGCUACAAAUAAUUGCUAUUUUGUUCAGAAUAUUAACGAGAAAAAUGGAAUUAAAUUAUUUGAUGUAGCUGAUUGUGAAGUUCUGAAAGUUAUUUGUUCUGUUGGAAUGGUUGGGGAGAAAAUUAAAAAAAAUUUUUUUUGGGAGAA
Meloidogyne enterolobii is the source of this 1128-nucleotide messenger RNA. Lineage: Eukaryota; Metazoa; Nematoda; Chromadorea; Rhabditida; Meloidogynidae. The record is from the annotation of a GenBank genome assembly.